Messenger RNA from Vidua chalybeata, 2113 nucleotides. RefSeq names its product SSX family member 2 interacting protein (gene SSX2IP). The record is from RefSeq and is a predicted model, not a curated record. The transcript is spliced from 15 exons. NCBI's taxonomy places the organism in Eukaryota, Metazoa, Chordata, Aves, Passeriformes, Viduidae. Bases 301 to 2043 code for a protein of 580 amino acids.
GGCCGGGGCCGUGCCGGCCGUGGGGCUCGCUCGGGAAUCGCUUCCCUCCUCCUUCUCCUUCUCCCUCUCCCUGCGGCCGCAGCAGGCUCCGGCUGAUCGGCGGGGACGAGGGCGAGCCGCCGCGGGGCUGGCUUUGCCGGCGCUCCCCCGGCGCUGUGAGGCCCAGCGUUUGCUAUCUCUGUGAGGCUCCAAGCGGCAGAUGCUCGGAGGAGAUGCCUACGUAACACACGUUGCCAGCAAUUGUACUGAACACUUUGCUGCUGAACCAGUUGCUCAGGUACCCAGCCUGUCUCUGUUGCUAUGGGAGAUUGGAAGACUAUUACUGUGCCAGUGCUGUCAUCAGAUAGCAAAAAUAUACCUCCAUAUACCUCAGAAAGAAAAAGAUCUCCUACAAGCAUGAGCUCACAAGUGCUACACUUGUCACUGCCUUCAUCCAAAAGCAUGCACAGCUUUUUCAGUGCCUUCUGCACAGAAGAGAAUAUUGAACAGAGUAUAUCCUAUAUUGAUAGGGAAUUAACAACAUUGGGGUUUCCCUCUAUUUAUGCGGAGUCCAAAGGAAAAGAAUUAAAUUUAGUAUCUAUGGUAAAUUGCAUGAAUGAAUUGCUUGUACUGCAGCACAAGAAUCUUCGAGCUCAGGAAGAAAUAGAAAUACAGCAUCUGAAACUGGGAAGUGAUAUGGAUCAUUUGCAGAACUGCUAUGCUAAGUUAAAGGAACAGUUGGAAUUAUCUAAAAGGGAAAUAGUUGGGCUUCAGGAAAGAGACAGACAACUGCAAAGCAAGAACAGAAAUUUGCACCAGUUACUUAAAAAUGAAAAGGAUGAAGUUCAGAAGUUACAGAACGUAAUUUCAAGUAGAGCUACACAAUACAAUCAUGAUAUGAAGAGGAAAGAGAGAGAAUAUAACAAAUUAAAGGAGCGGUUACAUCAGUUAGUAAUGAAUAAAAAAGACAAAAAGUUAGCUAUGGAAGUUCUAAAUUAUGUUGGUAGAGCUGAUGGGAAGAGAGGUGCAUGGAGGACUGAUAAGACAGAAGCCAGAAAUGAAGAAGAAAUGUACAAAGUUCUGUUAAGUGAUUAUGAACAACGCCAAAAACAGCUUUUACUGGAAAAUACUGAGCUAAAGAAGGUUCUUCAGCAAAUGAAGAAAGAUAUUAUUUCACUUCUUCCACCACAGAAACAAAAACCAAAAGAAAGACCUGAAGAUGGGCUGGUGCUGUCAGACCAGGAGGAAGAUAUUGGGGAAUUAAAUAAAGAGAAUAUGUGGGAAUUAUCUUGUGAAACUGUGCGAGAGCAGCUUACCAAUAGCAUUAGAAAACAGUGGCGAAUGUUGAAAAAUCACGUUGAAAAGCUGGAUAACCAAGUGUCACGUGGACAUUCAGGAACUUUGAAUGAAAAAGAUGUAAUUUCAAGAGAAGACCAUGAGCUAGAAACUGAAAAGCUAGAGUUAGAAAUUCAGCAAUGUAAAGAAAUGAUCAGAACUCAGCAACAGCUCUUACAGCAACAGCUUACAUGUGAUGAUGACACCACUCUGUUACUACAAGACUGCUAUUUGUUGGAAGAAAGAGAGCGUCUUCAGGAAGAAUGGAGACUAUUUCGAGAACAAAAAAAGAACUUUGAGAAGGAACGGAAAAGUUUUACAGAAGCGGCUAUUAGAUUAGGACUUGAGAGAAAGGCAUUUGAAGAAGAUAGAGGAGCAUGGCUGAAGCACCAGUUCUUAAGUAUGACUGCUGAUUGCAAGUCUGAAAAUCUGACAACUCCAAGUGCCUUCUUAAGAAGUUCUGACCCAGACAUUCGUUUAGUGAGGUCUGUAUCUCGGCAAAGAAGACCUCCCUCUGUGCUGAGUCCUACUGUUUCACCAGAACCUUGCCAGAUAUCUCAGUAUAUUGCACAAAACAGUGUUGCAUCAGAAAAACCUGCUGCAGAUAACAUGCCAAAUCUGUGGGUGGAAAGUGAUGACAAGGAAGAAACUGAAGAAUGCACAAAGUCAUGGGAAGACUCUGGACUUGGCACUCUAUGUAGAAACUUGCACAUGGAACAGCUGCCUUAGACUUCUAGGGCUGCCUGCUGGAAUUUUGGUUAGGGACUUGUUCAUAAACAUCAUUCUAAAUGAAACAGAA